This is a messenger RNA of Physcomitrium patens, 4320 nucleotides long. RefSeq names its product autophagy-related protein 11. Gene Ontology annotation, cellular component: phagophore assembly site membrane; Atg1/ULK1 kinase complex. Gene Ontology annotation, biological process: piecemeal microautophagy of the nucleus; positive regulation of protein phosphorylation; autophagosome assembly. The record is from RefSeq and is a predicted model, not a curated record. Lineage: Eukaryota; Viridiplantae; Streptophyta; Bryopsida; Funariales; Funariaceae. Gene Ontology annotation, molecular function: protein kinase binding; molecular adaptor activity.
AUUGCUAACGUGGUUGUGGCGAAUCGUGGGAGUGUUUUGUACGUCGUUGGUGGUCUGAUUUAAGCAAGACACUAGGGUUAAAGUGAUUAGAAGAUCUGUAGUUGAGGUUCGAUGUGUAUUUCAGAGAAGUGCCGUAGGGAUGUUGGACAGAUUGAUGAUCAAGUUUUGUUAUUGAUUCUGUGUGGGUGACCUUGCAGGAGUUUUGGAAGUAGCAGGUGAUUACGAAGCGUGGUUUCUACGUACGUCUUGAAAGAUAUGGUCAGUCAGUUUGCAUGGAGCUUCUUGCUGAAAAUCAGCAGAGCCCGGACAGUAGUUUUUCUUGUCGACUGAGGCAGAUAGAGCGCGAGAGAGGUAGAUCUGGUGGAGUAGAAUAAUCUACUGCAUAUCUGCGAGGUGGGCUCUUAAAUUGGGUCAAGGACAAAGGUGAGAUUGUAGUUCAUCAAUUGAAAGGGUUUGCUCAUCAGACACGUCAAGAUGUUGAUCCAUGUGGCUGAGAAUGGCCAGUCCUUUGACCUGGAUUGUCAGCCCACGACGAACGUAGGAGUUAUACAGAACACUCUCGUGUCUAUUACUGGUAUACCUCUUCAUGAGCAAAUUCUCUUUUGUGGAGACACAAGUUUGAGGGCAGACCAUGCACUAGUUGCCUAUAAGCUACCAGAUGACAAUCGGCAUGUCUUUCUGUAUAAUCGUUCACGUCUAAUAGCUGAUUGCCCGCCUCCUCCGCCGGAAGAUCCUGAGGUGCCCCCGCGGGAAACUCCUCCUCCCCCAUCAAGUUUGAAUGAGGGGCAUCCGUUGGAUGAUGCUAGUGACCCUGCGCUAAAAGCUCUCCCGUCUUACGAGCGCCAAUUCAAAUAUCAUUUCCAGAAAGGUCACGCAAUUUUCUGUGCGAGCCAGAAGAAGUUUGACAUUUGCAGGCGACUUCUGCGAGAGCAGCAGGUUCAGGAAAUGGCUCUUGAGACUGCUCGGGGGAACAUUGCUUAUUAUUACAAGGUUAUAGAUAAUCAGUUUGGAGAAUUUUUGAGGCAGUAUGCGCGUCAGCACAAGCAGCACUCAGACCUCCUGGCUAAUUUCGAGCGCGAUUUAGAACGACUACGGGCGUGCAAACUGCAUCCCAGUCUUCGGACUGAAACUCGAAAAACGUUACUGAAUUGUGUGAGGGAAUCCAGCCUCAGGGAAAGGGCUGAACAUUGUAGCUUUUCCCACAAACAGUUUGGGUCUAAGGUAGCUGAACUCAAGGUUGUGUACCUUGAUCUUCAACGAAAUGUACAAUAUUUGUUUGGCUCUCCUUCGGCUGUGGAUGUUCACGAUCUUGAGAGGACCAUCGAGGAGCACAUACAAUUCACAGACGAGCAAGCCAGUAUCGUCCAAUCCCUCAGCAAGGAUGUGAAUACCGUGAAGAAGCUGGUGGACGAUUGUGUUUGUGGUCAAUAUUCCGGAAACCUACGCCCACAUGACGCAGUCUCUGCACUCGGCCCAAUGUAUGAUGUUCACGAUAAAAAUCACAUUCCUCGAUUGGAAGCAUGUGAUAUGGAACUUGAAAAUCUUUUAGAGUAUUGUAAAAAAAGUAAAAAUAAAAUGAACUUGUGCGUACAUACUCGGCUUCAGAAUGUAGCAGCUCUGCAGUCUAAUAUAAGGGACAUGCGCAAUCAGUUGGCGGUCUUCAAGGAAGCAUUGGUUCGUCAAAGCGAUCAUUUCGCAGAGUUGAAGUUACUUCGGCGGGUUGGUCCUUCUUACAAGGCUUGCCUUGCUGAGGUUGUACGACGCAAAGCAUCCAUGAAGCUUUACAUGGGCCAGGCUGGUCAAUUGGCUGAGAAGCUGGCCAGGAAGAGGGAAGCGGAGAUUGCUAGGCGUGAAGAGUUUCUUCGAGUACAGAGUAUGUACAUUCAUCGGGAGGUACUGCAAGCGAUGGGGUUGUUUGAGAUUCCUAGUCAGUGCAUUGUAAAUAUUGCCCCCUUUGACACUAAUCUGCUGGACAUUGAUGUUAACGACAUCGAGCGCUAUGCUCCUGAGUCCUUAGUUGGACGGCUGAUGAAAGGACCAGACCAAAAUCCUAGGGGAAGCUCUCGAUCUCUUUCAAACAGUGGCUUUCAAUCAUCAGGGGGUUCUCAAGGUACUAUGGACGCCCUAGAUGAACAAAACUUGGACGCUAAUGAAGACGACAGUGGAGGUGACGAGAUAGCUGGUACCAGCAAACUCGAAGUGGAAAAUGCGUGGUUGAAGUCUGAGCUGGCGUCAGCUGUAGCCAUGCUUUGUAACCUAGACCCAGGUUCUGGACUAGAAGAAGGGGCUGGUGACAGCCAAGACCCUGGGAAGAGUGCUGAGAUGGAGAGGGGUGGAAGGGCUCAAAAUGCUGCUCAGAAAACUGCAGAAGCUUUGCAUCUGAAAGACGAGCAUGCCAAACAUUUGAAAAGCAUGUUAGCCAUGCUGAAGGUGCAAUGUAACUCGUAUGAAAAGCGCAUAAGAGAGCUGGAACAGCGUCUGGCUGAGCAGCACAUACAACUGCAAAAGUACAGAUCUAUGGAAAGGCAUGAUCGUCGAAGCCAUGUUCCAGAGGAAUUCGACCAAUUACAAGAAAUAAUAGAACCCGAACAAGGCACUUCCGAGACCUCUGGAAUUACUGGUGAUGGGACAGGAAGAAUGCAGGGAGGAGUAGUAAUCCCCGAGCCAAUGGAUGAGGGAAUGACCAGCAAUAUUCAAGCCAGCUCUACCACUAGUAUUAACGCUAGAACAGAUGCAGAUGGGGGCCAAAGAAGGAGCACAAGGGAAGGAGGGGAUGAGGUCAUGAGUGACGUUUCAGGAGGAAUUUCCGUUAUGGAUGCUGGUGCGGUGGACUCAAGAAAAGAGAGUUCUGCAGGAGGUGUUAAUGGGAAUGAAGGUCUGCUCGAAGUGCCGAAUGAUGUCAAUGCUGAAAAAGAGCAAAGAGACGAUGAUGUGGAGUUGAAUGGAAAUUUAGUUGGUGCUGGCGCUGAUGAAAUUGCCUUGAAGGAGCCUGUUGUGGGAGGAAAUGCCUCGUUAAGGGAGACAGAACAAGAAGUUUCUGCUUUGCAAACUGACCUACUGGAAAAGAACGAACAAUUAAUGGCCACAGAUGAUAGACUCAAAGCUGCUAUGGAGGAGGUUGCUCGCUUAACUAGCGAGUUGGAUGGGAAUGCCGAACUUCUAAAUGAAUGCCAGAUGAAUUGUGCCCAUUUGGAGAACCGACUGCACGAAGCUAGAGAAGAGGCUCGGACCAACCUCUGUGCAGCUGACCGAAGAGCUGCUGAGUACAGUGCAUUGCGUGCUUCCAGUGUCCGUCUCAGAGGAUUGAUGGAACGUUUACGGAGUUGCAUUACUGCACCCGUCGGCAAUCCGAGCAGCUUUGCGGAGUCCCUCCGUAGCUUGGCUGUUUCUCUCUCCAGUGUGAACGUCAACGAUGGAAGUGAGGACAGCGAGUUCAGGAAUGCAAUAAGAGUCCUUGCAGAUAGAGUUGGGAAUCUGGCUCAGCAGCGUGCCGAGCUUUUGGAGCGUUGCAACAUUGCUGAGACCAAUCAAGCUCAUCUAAAGAGGGAUCUUGAGAAUCAGGCCGAGCUUCUGAAAAGUCUUUAUUCAAAACGCAAGUUUGAUAAGCAGGCAAGCAAGGAGAAGAUUUGCUUUGCGCGAUUUGAGAUUCAUGGACUUGCCGUCUUCUUGCGCAACGCCAAUGGCCAUUUUGAAGCCAUCAAUCACAACUGUCCUCAUUACUAUUUGUCUGGGGAAUCCAUCGCCCUUUUCCAAGAGCAGGGUCUACCCAGUGGGUCGCCUUACAUAGUGGGUCAGAUUGUACACAUUGAUCGGAAGAUAGUGAUUCCUGCACCUCCUCCUCCACCUCCCCCUAAUGGCACAUUGGAUGGAAACCUUCAGGGAAACGAACUUGGUGCAGGCACAAUGUUGGUACCAGCUCGGGCAAGGGCAUCUCACAAUCCUUACGGAUUGCCUGUAGGUACAGAAUAUUAUGUCGUGACUGUCGCUAUGGUUCCUGAUUUUUAGAUUUAGAGGUUAAUUUUGUUUGAUUGUGUUCAAGAUACCUCUUCCAGUGUUUGGCGGUUUAGGCUAUUGAAUGGUGGUAGUAGGUAUGGGUGUUCUAUGUAGGUUUCUGGGAUUCAUUGAGUGAAGGGUAGUUGCUACAUCUUUGUUCUCAACAUCAUCUCGCUCAAGUGUGAAUAAGAUGUGAGAUGGAGGGGAAAGUUGGAGCUUCAUUGAUGUAAGCGGUUUCAAGUCCUGAGGACAUUGUUUAGUGUCAAAAACUUGGCACUGCAUUUGUAAAUAUUACGAUAGUUACAUUUUUUCUCGACUGCUCUUUUA